Molecule: messenger RNA, 1689 nt
Organism: Cladophialophora psammophila CBS 110553
Lineage: Eukaryota; Fungi; Ascomycota; Eurotiomycetes; Chaetothyriales; Herpotrichiellaceae
Product: PiT family inorganic phosphate transporter
Exons: 5
Coding region: 1-1689 (562 amino acids)
Biological process (GO): phosphate ion transmembrane transport
Cellular component (GO): membrane
Molecular function (GO): protein binding
Source: RefSeq, a predicted model, not a curated record
AUGAUCCUUCACGCUUAUGACUACAUCUUUGCACUUGGUGUUAUGUUUGCAUUCUUUGAUGCUUGGAAUAUAGGCGCAAAUGAUGUCGCCAAUUCCUUUGCCACGUCUGUCUCGUCGCGUUCUCUUACCAUGAGGCAAGCCAUCGCGAUCGCAACGGUUAUGGAGCUUGCUGGCGCGAUCGGAGCUGGUGCUCGAGUAGCAGAAACAAUCCGCACGAAGAUCAUUGACCCCAACCUAUUCAAACAGGAUCCCGCAGUCCUGAUGCUGGGAAUGGUGUGCGCACUCGUUGGUUCGUCGAGUUACGUCUUCAUGGCAACAAAGUUGGGUCUUCCUGUCUCGACGACGCAUUCAAUCAUGGGCGGCGUGAUCGGCAUGGGCUUCGCAACUGUUGGGGCAUCCGAGAUUAAUUGGGGAUGGAAUGGUGUCGCCACUGUCUUUACCGCAUGGGGAACAGCCCCAGGAAUUGCAGCUGUAUUUGGAGCGACCGUAUUCCUCAUCACCAAGUACGGGGUUAUGCUUCGCAAGAAUCCGGUUCGGAACGCAUUCUUCUCCAUCCCUGCUUACUUUGUCGUUACAGGUUCUCUUAUCGCAAUGUUGAUCAUUUGGAAGGGCGCUUCAUCUCGCCUCAACUCAUUGUCUGACGGCGAAAUAAUCGGCUGCAUUAUUGGCACGGGCUUUGGAGUUGGCUUGUUGGUCAUCAUCUUCUUCCUGCCUUACCUUUGGGUCAAAGUUGUCCGCGAUGACUGGCAAAUAAACUGGCACUACAUCCCCUUGGGGCCUUUUUUGCUUAGGCGUUCUAAAGACAUUCCACCAAAGCCCGACAACGUUUCUAGCAUCCAGAAUUACUAUCGGGGUCAUCUCACACGUCAAGAGCUGGACUGUCGGAAUCAUCAACAGGACGUCGAAGCCAAUACCAACCAGGGACACGAGAAUGCAAAAGAGCACAAAGGCUCUCCUCAACCCCUAGAGAGCCCCAGCUAUACCAUUGUUGGCCCUAAGCCUGACGGCAAGUGGUAUACUCAUUCUGUCCUGUGGUGGGCCCUCAAAAAGGCUUUCUGGCACGGAAUUGACCAAGAUGUCAUUGACGCUCAGAAGAAGCGCAACAUUCUUUCAGGAGAUGUCGAAGAAAUGCAUGCCCGUGCUGCCCACUACGACAAUAAAGCGGAGUAUAUGUAUUCGUUUCUGCAAGUCAUGACUGCGUCUGCCGCAUCUUUUACCCAUGGCGCGAAUGAUGUCUCCAAUGCCGUGGGACCUUUUGCCACGAUUUUCUACAUCUGGCAAAACGGCAAUAUCGACAAGUCCAGCCCAGUACCAACGUGGAUAUUGGCGUUCGGCGGCAUGAGUAUCGUGCUCGGUCUUUAUAUGUAUGGGUACAACAUCAUGAGGAAUCUCGGCAAUCGGAUUACCUUACAUUCACCAUCUCGAGGCUUCUCCAUGGAGUUGGGGGCAGCUAUCACCGUCAUCAUUGCGACGAGACUCAAAAUCCCAAUCUCAACUACUCAAUGUAUAUCUGGAGCUACUGUCGCCGUCGGCCUAUGCAACGGCAACUGGAGGUCGGUGAAUUGGAGAAUGGUUGCGUGGAUCUACGCGGGAUGGAUCUUCACCCUACCAAUCACAGGGUUGAUCUCUGGUUGUUUGAUGGCUAUUAUUAUUAACGCACCCCAAUACGGACAUUCGGUUCACGCUUAA